ACCGUUCCACUCCCCGCGUCCCACCAACCCAGUCCAUUCCCCCAGCGGCCCGCCCACCCCACUCCACUCCACUCCACACCGCAGCUCCUCCCAUUCACUCACUCGAGCCAUCAUGGCCCUCGCCUCCCGCGCCGCCGCCAUGGCGUGCGUCCUCCUGGCGCUCGCCGCCUCCGCCGCGGGGGCGGGCUCCCACUCCCCUGCCCCGGCGCCCGCGGUGGACUGCGUCACCCAGGCCACCACCCUCAUCGACUGCCUCGACUACGUCCAGCCGGGGAGCACCGCAAAGCGGCCGUCCGCUGCCUGCUGUGCGGAGGUCAAGACCGCCGUGGCCAGCCCCGCCAUCGUGGGCUGCCUCUGCUCCCUCGCCGGCAACAAGGACCUGGGCAUUCCCAUCGACAUGAAGCGCGUCCUGGCGCUCCCCGGCGCGUGCGGCGCGUCCAACGCCGCCUUCAGCAAGUGCAACAUUUCCGCGCUUUCCCCAGCAGGAGCACCUGCACCAUCAUCCACCGCUGGGGGAUCGUCGAGUGGCGGGGCGGCCGCAUCACCACCCAAAGCCGCGGCAGCCAGUUCUCCAAUGACGGCGACCGCUCUGGUGGCUGCCGUGGCGGCUCCCCUGCUCGCCUACUUCUACCUCUUCUGAGGAUCUCUGUUGCCUGCCUCGCAUGCUAUGCCGCCGUCCAGGCUGUGGCUGAGUGACUAUGUAUUAUGACGAUUAAUUUACCUUUGUGGAGCUGCUAGUUACCCUGUUCUUGAGAUUGUUGGUGAUUGAGGUGGUGGUGUUCUAUAUUUAGCAGACUCAUCGUGCUUCUAUGGAUCCGUUUAUCGGUUUUGGGUC
This is a messenger RNA of Sorghum bicolor (sorghum), 835 nucleotides long. Its product is annotated as non-specific lipid transfer protein-like 1. Bases 113 to 640 code for a protein of 175 amino acids. The record is from RefSeq and is a predicted model, not a curated record. Lineage: Eukaryota; Viridiplantae; Streptophyta; Magnoliopsida; Poales; Poaceae. The transcript is spliced from 3 exons.